AUGAGAGCCCCUUCGCCCCAGAACACUACUACUCAAUACCACCACAGUAGCUACACCUCACCUUACCAAACCUACGACCUUUCUUUCUACACUGCUCCACCACAAGGCGAGCUCACUCCAGCACAGAAGAGACAGAAGCUUGAACAAGACUUUGCUGCUGGCUUCCCCCCAGACGAAGAAACUUAUCCAUUCAUCUCUCAACUCCACUCUUACCAAACUACCACCAUGCCCAUCAGGAACAUUCCUCUUAACCCCCACAUCAACCUUCAGAGGGCCUCAGAGCCAGCUUCCCCAAUAACUAUUGCUACCUCUCUUUCUACCCACUCUACACCAGCAUCUUCACCUUCAAGAGUUACUAUCAUGUCUGCCCACGGCUCGCCCGCAGAUUUCCAGCUAUACGACGAGUGCUAUGAUCGAAAGCGACGGAACGUCCAGAAUUUCGAGAAUCCUACCACCCAAUCACGGUUUGGCAAUGGUUUCGACUCAUCAAUGACACAGCCACUCGAAUUCUUCGACCAUCAACCUCGCCAUUACCUGCAAGCCCCUCCAUCGCAGCAGCAAUUUGGCACUCAGGGAUUGGUGAACAGUCGCGCAGUCAUGCACUCUGAUGACGAAGAGCUUCCAGCUUUGUCACCCCACCACCAGGGCCAGUUUUCGUCGAGACUUUCCGCUUCGGAUGUGGACCUGCACUCACCCACCACUCCCAUCGCUUCACCAGAGUCUGUUUGUGGCGAUGGAGUACAAGUAGCUCAACUGCACCACCCAAUCCCAGACCCCCCAAAGCUCGAUCGAACUGUCUCCGACGCUAUCCAAGACGAGCUAUAUAACCCUGGUGUCGCCCCUGGCACCGAACACGCUACUCGGCCAUCCUCUCCUUGCACCACACCCUCCAAGGUGGCAUUCCUCUACCAGCAAGCCCAAAACCAGCACUCCAUUACCACGUCGCCAAUAGUUCGCGAGCGCUCACCUUUCCGUGCCAAUUCGCCUUACGCGCACUUCCCAAUUGUGACUCGCUCACCCCAGAGAACCUCGACCUUGAUUCCUGCUGGCUUUGCAACUGCUCGUGCUCAGAGAGAGAAGAUGAUUGCAGUUGAGCGAGAGGUACUGAAGAAGCAAAUGGAGGAAGACUACCACAACAUCGAUCUUGUCGAGCACCCUUGUACUAUCUCACCAAAAGAUGCCUACCGUGAAUACCACGAGUCGUCCCAAGAAGGGGUUAAGGGUUCUCUCUUUGCUUCUCAGGAAGAUGUGUACUCUCAGAACGGCAGUGUCCAAAGCGGCAGCUACAAGGGUUCGGUUCAAGGGGACGAGGAAGACGAUCAAAUUUACAACCUCAAGAGGGAAGAGACUCAAGAGAGCUAUGCUAGCAUGGCCACCAGCCGCAGGGAGAGUGAUGCUAGCACGAACUUCAAUGCUACCAUGUUCCCAGCCAACCAGCAAUUCACCCCCCUCGGAUUCCCCUACAGCAAUUACGCUGAUAGUUCUGAUCACAAGCCUCAAAUGGCCGAGGAUGAGGGCGAAUAUGGUUACCAGUCUGCCGGCUCACCCCUUACAAAGCCUGCAGAGUCCAAAGCGAAUAGGGGAGGAUACACCUGUACAGUUCCUGGUUGCAACCAGAGGUUUCCCACCACGAACAAAAUGGCAAAGCAUAGACGCGAAGCACACAGACAGACGAGUCCCGGUAGCCGCGGUGAUGGCAUUGCCAGGUCGCAUCACCCUGGACCUCACAAGUGCAACCGCCUCAAUCCUACUACAAACAAACCCUGCAACACAAUCUUCUCUCGGCCUUACGAUCUCACUCGUCAUGAGGAUACCAUCCACAACACUCAUCGCGAGAAGGUACGCUGCGAAAUUUGCAACGACGAGAAGACCUUCUCAAGGCAAGAUGCCCUUACACGUCACAAAAAGGUAAAACAUGGUAUCGACAAAUAG
Morchella importuna is the source of this 1932-nucleotide messenger RNA. RefSeq lists its product as uncharacterized. Lineage: Eukaryota; Fungi; Ascomycota; Pezizomycetes; Pezizales; Morchellaceae. The record is from RefSeq and is a predicted model, not a curated record. The transcript is spliced from 3 exons. Gene Ontology annotation, biological process: regulation of transcription by RNA polymerase II. Bases 1 to 1932 code for a protein of 643 amino acids. Gene Ontology annotation, cellular component: nucleus.